CAUUUCUUGCAUUCCUUCCCCCAUUUGCAUUCCGCUGGUUUCAUCCCCCGUGCUUUCCGUUCAUCAUACUUUCAUGCAGAGUUGCCUCUUCCCUUGGCCCCCCACGUCCUCCCGUUCUUCUCGGAUUUCCCCUCUCGUCGUCUCCGUCAUAGUCCAUGGCGGCUACAGCUGUCGCAUUCGCGCAAGCAUCAACGAGCCUUUCCUCUAGUAGAUCCCUGGGGACCAGCUUCGUAACCGGAACCGCCUCCUGCCGAGCUAGUCUAGCGCCGUCUCGCCUCCCUCAGAGCUCAUGUCAAUCGAACCAACCGAAGGGCGUUAUGGGAACGCCGGAGAGACGGGCUCAACAGCGCGGCGGCGCCAUGACUGCUCAAGCCUUCGUUGACUGGACGGCCGUUCCCGCGUGGCUUGUAAAGGUGCUGGCAGAACGCGUGUACCCAUCCAACCCCUGCGGGCCGGGCAAAUAUCUGGACCCCAACGCGCAGGCGUGUGUGUACAUCUGCAAGCCCGGGUACUCGUACGACUACGACACCAAGUCGUGCGUGCGCAUCAUGCCCGCCUGCGGGGAGGGCUACGUGCUCAAGGGCGGGCGGUGCGUCCCUGACCAUGAGUGCGACCAGGGGUACUCGUACGACGCCUCGCUGGACGCGUGUGUGCUCCCUCAGGGUUCUUUCCAUGAGCCCAAGCGAACUUGGUGGCAGCAGGGGGUGGCUUGGGCAGCCGGAAAAGUUUUGAAGGCGGAUGACAACAGCUGCCCUGCAGGGUUUUACUAUGACCCCAAUACGACGGCGUGCGUGCCAGUGUGUGCUCCGGGAUUUAUGUAUGACCGUGAGCUGAAGAAGUGUGUUCCUUCUGAUGACAGUGUAGAUCCAUUUGUAUAGUAUGUGUUAUGUGCUAUGCUAAUUAUUUAUACAGGCACAUGGGACAUGCUGGCUGCAUUAUUGUUUGUGCAAUUGUAGGCAUAUUGCAUAUUGCAAGGUGUAUGUACAUGGAACAAUAAUUGUCAAGCUUUAUUGUAAUCAC
Closterium sp. NIES-67 is the source of this 1020-nucleotide messenger RNA. Lineage: Eukaryota; Viridiplantae; Streptophyta; Zygnematophyceae; Desmidiales; Closteriaceae. The record is from the annotation of a GenBank genome assembly.